AUGACCUUUGACUUAACAACGCGUAAAGAACUUAUUGUUGGUCCCCUUCGUUUCGACACAAAUAUCCAUGACCUGAGCCCCUGUUGUCUGAAAUCUGAGCAGUUGGUAUCUCCCUCUGCAUAUACGGCAUACCAAGUACAGUCUCUUGCAUUAGAGCAUGCCCGCUCUGACAUGCCUCCUGGAGGCAAGAAUGCCAGCCCUGUUGCAUUUGGAACACCCACGAAGAUCCAGAAUAUGAUGACGUCGGUACCACUGAAGAACGCGGAAACCAAAGUCAAGGCUGCGGCAAAAAGCCACUCGCGACUAUUCAAUCACAGCAAUUCACUAGAAUUCGUCACGAUUCUUGUUGACGAGGGCGGCCAGCCACCAUACAAACCACAAAAGUUUGUAAUUCACAAGGCUUUUGCUUGUCACCAUUCACCUGUCUUCAGAUCCGCAUUUAAUAGCAACUGUAUCGAAGGCGAGACUCAGGAAUAUCGAUUGACUAACACCACCGUCGGUACCGUCGAAUUAUUAUUCCAAUGGCUAUAUUCACAGGAUUUGAAUCUCACUCAACUAGAAGAGCAAAAGGCGGAAAUUCCCGAGUCAGGAUCUUUAGUCUUGUUAUGGCUGUUGGCUGACAAGCUCCUAAUACGUCGCCUACAAAACUUGGUUAUCCGCCAGAUUGAUGAGACCAUUCAGCAGUUUGGAUUGUUACCUUUACACGUGCUCCACACUGUGUGGCAAAACACUGCGGAAGGUUGCGCACUCCGUCGUUAUUUAAUCGAUGCAAUAAAUUGUAGAAUGGCUCAUGUGGACUUUAAAGCAUCCGCGGAAAGUUUCCCAAAAGACAUGCUGGUCGAAUUAGUUGUUGCUUUCAAAAAAAGGCUUCCUAAUGGCGCUACAUCAAACUGGACAGGAAAUAAUCUUUCUUCGUACUAUGUUCCCGAGGACUGA
This is a messenger RNA of Venustampulla echinocandica, 936 nucleotides long. RefSeq lists its product as uncharacterized. The record is from RefSeq and is a predicted model, not a curated record. Gene Ontology annotation, molecular function: protein binding. Lineage: Eukaryota; Fungi; Ascomycota; Leotiomycetes; Helotiales; Pleuroascaceae. Bases 1 to 936 code for a protein of 311 amino acids. The transcript has 4 exons.